Molecule: messenger RNA, 3220 nt
Organism: Mya arenaria
Lineage: Eukaryota; Metazoa; Mollusca; Bivalvia; Myida; Myidae
Product: adrenodoxin-like protein 2, mitochondrial
Exons: 4
Coding region: 27-527 (166 amino acids)
Biological process (GO): P450-containing electron transport chain; positive regulation of oxidoreductase activity
Cellular component (GO): mitochondrion
Molecular function (GO): 2 iron, 2 sulfur cluster binding
Source: RefSeq, a predicted model, not a curated record
ACCUUCGUCCAUUCAUUUCCGUCAACAUGUUCGGCCUGAAAGUAGCACGCUGUGUAGUACCGAUGUUUGCUCAAUGUGUAACAAGAUCUAAAGCAUUAACAAGUAAUUUUGUACCUAUGAGAUUAUAUGGCUAUGCAUCGAAGAGGAAUUUUUCAAUGACGGUUCCAUUGUGGAAGAAGGAAACGGUGUCUGUGACGUUUGUAUGUUCUGACGGUACCAAGUUGAAGGUGGACGCAGCUGUUGGGGACAAUCUGCUGGAUGUGGUCAUUGACAAUGAUGUUGAUCUUGAUGGAUUUGGUGCUUGUGAGGGAACACUGGCCUGCUCCACAUGUCACCUGGUCUUUGACAAGGCUGAUUAUGACCGCUUGCCAUCCGAGCCAUGUGAUGAGGAACUAGACAUGCUGGACCUGGCGUAUGGAAUCACAGACACGUCGCGCUUGGGGUGUCAGGUCAUAGUGUCAAAAGACAUGGAAGGCCUGGUAGUAAGUGUCCCUGCAGGAGUUGCAGACGCUCGGGAACCAUCUUAACGAAGGCUCAAACUAGGUGCACCUAGUGUGAACAUGUAUUAGUGCUUAGAGGCAGGGCUUAGAACAAUUACUGUACAUAUGGAAGUUUAAAUUGAUGAAAAAUGUUAAUGACAUCUUCAUUUAAUCCAGAAUGCAAUUGGGCUCUUUGCUUCAUCACGAACAUGUAUGAUCAGAGAUUCAAAUGGCAAAAUCUUGUUUUCUCUGCAGGUAAAUUAUUAAAAAGAUAAUAAUUCUUCAUAAUGAAGUCAGUAGCAGCUCUGAAUGUAGGCUGUAAGGAAAGUCACGUCAUUAGUUCAAUUUCAAUGAAAUCCAAAAUUGUUCUUAAUUCUUUUUACUAACAUUAAUUAUUAAAACAAAAUUUGUAAGUCAAUUAUCCCAAAGUACUUUUGUAUUGUGGUGAAAUGGGUACUGACGUUGCGGACGAAAUGUUUAAAAAUAUUCCACUAGCUUGGAAACAUCUGUAAAUACAGGGUUUCAUCAGACCCGAAAGCUCUUGCAAGAUCGUUAUCAGAGAAACAGCGGAGUUGCCUCAUACAUGUCGUCAUAAUCCUAUUUGUGUGAAAGAAAUUGAUGAAUUUGAUAUUUAUUUUUAUUUUUAAUAUAUUACAAAAAAAUGUAAUAGAAGUGUUGAUUAAAAUCAUGAAUGUAAACAGUUGCAUAGAAAUGCAUAUUGGUAACUUGUAUAUUUAAUCAAAAUUUCUAUUAAUUUUUAGCUCGACUAUUCGAAGAAUAGGUGGGCUAUACUACUCGCCCCGGCGUCAGCGUCCGGUUAAAGUUUUAGGGCAAGUUGGGAUUUUCACUUAUAAGUCCAAUACCCUUCAUUCAAUUGACUUAAUACUUCACACAGUUGUUCAGGGCUAUCACAUGAUGAGGUUAGGUAACUCCAUAUUAUUCUUUACACAGAUUAUGGCCCAUGAUUGACUAUGGAACUUAGGUUAAAGUUUUAGGGCAGGUUGGGAUAUUUAUUAAUAACUUCUAUACCCUUUGUUCAAUUGACUUAUUACUUCACACAGUUGUUCAGGACCAUCACACAAUGAGGUUACAUAACCCCAUAUUAUCCUUAAUACAAGUUAUGGCCCCUGAUUGACUUAGGUUAAAGUUUUAGGGCAGGUUAAAGUUUUAGGGCAAGUUUUUUUUUAUUUUGAGGCAUAUUUGUAUAUUCUUAACCACAUUUUCAUAAUGGGAAAUCAAGUUACUUGAAUGACUUGCGUCAUUAUUCGGGCGGGCUGGUGGGAGGGCAGCAUCAAAGUCACCUUAUGUAUCGAAUAAUUUUAGUUAGGUUUGACAUAAAGAGACCAAACUUGGUAAUAUUACAUCGUUAUUGUAUUCACUUCUAAGUCAAAGCGGCGUAGUCGAGCGCGCUGUCUUACGACGGCUCUUGUUGUCAAAAUUGUGGAAGGUCAGAUUCAUGUUCAUAGAUAUUGUUAUAUUUUUAUAAAAUUAUAGCUUUAAAUCCGUGUAUAGGUUGCUAACAAAUAUUUGUUGAAAUAUUUACAAAAUAUGCAUUGUGACAGGGAUUCAUUUUUAAAUCUGCUCGAGUUGAUCUUUCGUGACUCGAUAUAUUGUACAACCAUGGGUGCUGUGCAAGUAUCUUGGGAGUCCCAAUCAUAUCUUUGUUCACAUAUUAAUGGAAAACAAUGCAUCCUGCAGAUGAACUUGUUGAAGAAUCCUUUAAUGGGCACCAGGACCCAAGAGGCCCAGCAAAAUGAAUCACUAAUAAUAAUAAUAAUAUCUUUAUUUAGAGAAGGUAUAUACACAUUAUGACAUAAUUACAGGUUUAACCAUAACAACAUCAUAUUUACAAUGUGGCCUUCUAUGAAGAAAAACAAACAAACAAAAACAAAAUGCAAUUGGUAAAUCAUAAAACAUCUGCAACGCACUUAUACAUUUGCAUACAAGAACUACUGAUGUUUUGAAUAUAAUUAUUCUAUACAAAUCAUGUUUAAUUAACAUAACAAUUUAAGUUAUUUCAAUAAACUUCAUGUACACGCCGACAGACACUCAAUAAAACACAACAAUUCAUUAACAAAUAACAGUUAGUUCAAUCUUUAAUGUGUAGGAGUAUUUCAAAAUAUAGGAAAUGUUGUACAGUAAGAUGAUGGUGGAUGACAAUCAUGAAUGAUAUAGUAAUUGAAUCAUCUUAAAUAUUGCACAGUAACACUUACAUUUAUUAUUAAAUCCCUUUAGAUUCCAGAUGGAUAUAACUUGUUGCCAAAACUUUUUGAUAAGAAAUAUAUAUUUUUUUCCGCUAUUAACAUUGAUUAUUUUAAUUGUUAUUAAAAGAAAUAUGCACAUGUAUGUACAUAUAAGAUUUACUGUAGAACUGGAGUUUGCUUAUUAGAUUUAUAUAUGUGUUAAUUCAAUACGUUUAUUUUCAUUCCAUUACUGCUUUACAUAUGAAAAAAUAACUUCAAAUAUAAAUAAAAUAUAGGGUACGAAAUGAUAAAAAAAUCGGAGGUAAUGAAAUGGUGGAGGUACGAAAUGACUAUAAACCUUUUAAAAGCGUCAAGAAACAACCAAAGUUUGCAAUAUGUAUGUGUUAUUUAGUUAUUAUCAAUUUUAUAUUGUGUUGAAAUUUUUGAAUGUACAUUCUUCGUCAUGUAAAUAAUUUGAACUGUUCUGGAUAUUGUCUUGUCGGAUUUAUGAUUAUUGUUACAUGUGCAAACUAUUGAAAAUAAAUGGAAAUAAAGUUU